Drosophila grimshawi is the source of this 2503-nucleotide messenger RNA. RefSeq names its product ceramide glucosyltransferase (gene GlcT). Gene Ontology annotation, biological process: glucosylceramide biosynthetic process. Gene Ontology annotation, cellular component: membrane. Gene Ontology annotation, molecular function: ceramide glucosyltransferase activity. The record is from RefSeq and is a predicted model, not a curated record. The transcript has 2 exons. NCBI's taxonomy places the organism in Eukaryota, Metazoa, Arthropoda, Insecta, Diptera, Drosophilidae. Bases 459 to 1778 code for a protein of 439 amino acids.
ACUUCCGCGUUCCCUUAUAAUACAUUGCAGUUUUUAUUUGGACAUGGAACGCGACGCGAAGUCUUCGAGAUGUUCAGUUCGCGGAAAUUGAUAUGAAUAAUUAGCAAAUAAAAAUAAUCGCCAGGGUAGUCUUAACACCAAUGACGAUAUAGUAGUGACAAAGUCAACAACAACGAUAGCAACGCGCGCGAUCCAAUUUGUUGACGACUCGCUCGGUCUCAGUGUGUUUGUGUACGGGGCAUGCUGACUCAGUUUACGGAUUACGGGCAAUAGACGCGGAUACCAGAUUAGAAUCCAGUUGAACGAGAGCUGCAAUUUAACAUUUGCAAAUGUGUACCAACUAAAGAAAAAACCGCACGAGAAACACACACACACACAGACGAACUCACACAGCAGACAACGCCACCUACAACACCCAACACCCCAAACACACACACACACGGACACACACGCAUACAAUGUCACAUUUGCCAGUACCACUUUAUGGCUUCGCAGCAUUUUUUAUGAUUUUCUGGUUUGGCACUUGGUGUGUGCAUCUGAUCGCGAUCUGCUAUGGCAAAUAUAAGCUGCAUAAGAAGUCAUGCAAACUGCCAACGGAAUCAUCCCCCCUGCCGGGUGUGUCCAUAUUGAAGCCAUUGAUGGGCGUUGAUCCCAAUUUGCAGCAUAAUCUGGAAUCGUUUUUCACCAUGGAUUAUCCGCUGUUCGAGUUACUCUUCUGUGUGGAGGAUAAACACGAUCCGGCCAUUAAGCUGGUCGAGCAGCUAUUGGUGAAGCAUCCCCAGAUCGAUGCACAGCUAUUUGUGGGUGGCUCCGAUGUGGGCGUGAAUCCAAAAAUCAAUAAUAUCCAUCCCGGCUAUAUGGCAGCGAAAUAUGAUUUCUUAAUGAUAUCGGACAGUGGGAUUAAGAUGAAGAACGACACGCUCCUCGACAUGGUGCAGAACAUGUCCGAUCGUCAUGCGUUAGUCCAUCAGAUGCCCUUCACCAGCGAUCGCGAUGGAUUUGCGGCGACCUUCGAGAAGGUCUACUUUGGCACGGUGCAAUCGAGAAUCUAUUUGUCGGCCGAUGUGCUGGGCAUCAAUUGUCACACGGGCAUGUCCUGUCUCCUACGGAAGGCAGUCAUCGAUCAAUUGGGCGGACUGAGGGCAUUUGGGUGCUAUCUCGCCGAGGAUUUUUUCAUUGCCAAGCGCGUCACCGAAUUGGGCUGGAAGAUGCGCAUCUCCAAUCAGCCAGCGCUCCAAAAUAGCGGUGUCUGCGAUAUUGCCAGCUUCCAGGCGCGACUUAUACGCUGGGCCAAGCUGCGGGUGGCAAUGGUUCCUACAACGAUACUGCUGGAACCUCUCUCGGAAUGUAUGAUACUGGGUGCACUGGCUGCGUGGUCAGCAUCGCUGCUGUUCGCCUGGGAUCCAUUGGUGUUUUAUCUGGUGCAUGUGCUCUGCUGGUUUCUAUCGGACUGGCUGCUGUUGUCGAUUGUACAGCAUGGCUCGAUGCCAUUCCACAAAUUUGAGUUUGUCAUUGGCUGGCUGUUUAGGGAGCUAACCGGCCCAUAUUUGUUCCUGCACGCACUGUGGAAUCCGGCAAUACGCUGGAGGACGCGCACCUUUAAGCUACAUUGGGGCGGAGUUGCAUACGAAUUACCGCUCAAUUCACCCGCAUCGGAUUCUUCUCUCACAGCGCCAUUGCAGCCGACGGCGCCCACGUUGUUACCCACAUCUUUAGGAGGAGCAACGACAAAGAUGGGCACGCUGCCGCUGGCUAAACAUCGACUGCUGAUCUCGUAGCAGCAGUUAGUUAAAAUUAGUUUGUUAUAUGCGUAAAUUGUAUAAUCAGCGGAAUGCUAUUUUUGAGCUAAGUUGAUGUGGCAGUAGUAUUAUUAUUACUAGCAAAAAUAACAGAGAAAAAACCCCCACUUAGUCACUACAUAAACUUAAGUGUAAGUGUAAAGUCAGGUGAACUAAAGCGAGCUCUAACUUGAGCUCUUCUACUGCUUGUCUAAAUUACGGCCUUUAAGCUUAAGCAGCGGCAUCCAAAGUCUGGACAUGAUUACUCCUGCUAACUAACGUUAACUAAUUGACAGCAUCAACUGUAACAACAACAACAACAACAACAAAACAUGAAAUUUUGUUGAACCGAACUUAAACCUAAGUUGACAGCUUGUGCUUUAAGUAUAUAGAUACAUUAUAUUUGUAGAGAUCUGUAAAUUAAGUCAAUUUAAGCAAAAGUUUUUGUAAUUUUUGUAUUUAGUUGCACUUGAGAUUUUGGGGGAGAAAUGAGAAUGUUGCAUAGUUUAGUUAGAUUUUGUUAUUGCUUUUUUAAAAUCGAUUAUCUUAAUUAUAAUUAGAUAUAUAGCUAAGCGAAAAACGAUAUAUUAUUUGUUUUCUUUUUGAUUUAAACAUAUAAUCACAUACAUACAUACAUACAUACUAUCCUCACUAUUUUCCCUGCUUUGCAAUUUUCUGUAAAUAUGCUUCGCUACACCGCCAUCGAAUAAAUUUAAUUUAUAUUA